AAUCGAUGAUACAUUUCAUUUAAUGAUAGCAGGCCAACUCCAAUUCUAUAUAUUAUGGGAUCUCAUAGAGUAUUUGCAUCGAGAAGAAGAUUAUGUGGCAUGGUAUCCUAUGUUUAAAGCUAUGGAAUACGUAUAUGGUACUCAUCGUGUAUGGGAAAACAUGGAGGGAUAUAUUACGACGAGAGUAAGAUACAUUUUACGCGCGCUACUUGAAAGAAUCAAAUAUGAAGAAAUUGAUGAUACAGACCAACUUACAAUAUGUUUACGACAAGAAGCUGCAAGAUGGGCAUGUUUUCUCGAUGACCUCAAUUGUAAGGAAGUAGCCAACAGGAAAUUAGAACAUCAUCUCCUAGAUCCUACAAAACACAAACUUUUGCCAUGGUGGAAGAAAUGGACAUAUUGUAAAGGUUUGAUGAUAGCCACGAACGAGACUUGGCAAUCUGUGUACAAUAUAGGAUUGAACAAAUUUGACACUAAAUUUUUAGAAUACUUGGCUUGCACUGAAGAUACUGUUAUGAUUAGGAACUAUUUAACAUAUAAAAAUAUUACACAUCGAGAAUAUCAUUAUCAUCUUAACAGUUUCUUACCCAUUAUUACGAAGCAUGCAACGAAUCCAACUAUUCUGUCGUGCAUAUUAGAUAUUUUUUUGGACAUAAAACCAAAAUAUGUCGAUAUAACUGUAGCAUUUACUGUUAUUAUUAAUAACAUAUAUACCGUAAAUCUAUUUCAGGUAAAAAUUUUACAUGUUUAUAUAUGUAUGUGUACAAAUCGUGAGAAUAAUGCGACAUUAACAAUUAUUAUUUAAUAUUAAAUAAUUUUGAUAAUGUUACAUA
Molecule: messenger RNA, 833 nt
Organism: Nylanderia fulva
Lineage: Eukaryota; Metazoa; Arthropoda; Insecta; Hymenoptera; Formicidae
Source: RefSeq, a predicted model, not a curated record